CAUCACAUUCUGUGUUAUUGCCAUGUUAACUCCACAUGCAGCUUGAGCAUUCAGUCUUCUGACCUGUUCCACCUAUACAGGGCAUUUUAUGGCUUAAGGAUGACGGCCUAGAAGGGAAGGGAGAGAUUUACUUUGGAUUAAAUUUACAAUGGGAAAGUGCUUAAGCUGCUGCAAAGAGGACCAGAGCUUCCAACGAUGUUCUCCAGAAGAUCAAGUUAGUACAGACGCCCAGCAUCGUGGAGCCUCUUCUGUUUCCCAACCAAGUAUAUCUCUUGGUCAUAAAACAUCUUAUUCCCCUGUAACACAUAAAGUCAAUUCAGCCAAAGCAAGUAGAAGGUUAUUAUCUGUAUCAAGUCCAUCUUUCUCUGAAAGAAGAUGUUCUUUAUUUGUUGGAUUUCAAAAAAGAAAUGCUUCCCCUUACUGGCAACAAAGUAGAGCUAACUUUGAUUCUGAAGAAGACACAAGCUUCACUGAUUUAAAAUCUUCCUCAGACCAUUGUGGUAGCUUUAUGUCCCGCAGAAGACGUUUCUCAUCCCAUAAACUAAGUAUAGUUUCCUAUUACAAGAGUGCCAUUUUUUUUGAUCCUCAAGCAAGUGGCCAGAAUGUGUUUAAUCUAAAUGAAAUCAAAAUCUUUUCUAAAACUUCAAGUAAUACUGAUGCUAAAAAACAUAUAACCAUCUCUGCUCCUGAAUAUAACACUAAAAAUUUUAAGAAUUUUGAAACAAACACUACUUCUCCAGCCUUUGGGAACACUAUUGAUACAGCCUCCUAUCAACAAAGCACAUCAUCCUUCUUUUCUCUUGCAAGUGAUAUUUCCUCUCCGGAUCAACAAAAUGGAAUUGCCACUGAUAUUCAACAAAGGGGCCAAUUAUGUAAAGAUUUAAAAGAUUUCCUUCAUCCUGGUCCUGAAAGUUACAGCACAGAUCAUUCUCCAAUCAUGAUUCCACAGCAUCCCUCUCAAAGUGGAACUUUCCCAUUCCUCCAUAAAGCUGGAUUUUCUUCAUCUUAUAAAAAUUCUGGUUGCUUUAUCCCACCUCAAAGCGAAUUAACUUCAGGCCCGUUUGAAGAUGAAGACUUUGCUGUCUUGUUUCAAGAUGAAGACAGAUCUUCACCUAUUGAAAUUCCUAAAAUAAGGUAUAUUACAGCUAAUACUGACACAGAAGAACAGAGUUUUCCAGUCCCUAAGGCAUUUAACACACAUGUAGAGGAAUUAAAUUUAGAUGUCCUUCUUCAGAAGGUAGAUCAUUUACGUAUGAGUGAGUCUGGCAAGUCGGAGAGUUUUGAACUACUUCGUGACCACAAAGAAAAGUUUAGAGAUGAAAUAGAGUUUAUGUGGCGAUUUGCUCGUGCUUAUGGAGACAUGUAUGAACUAUCUACAAACACACAAGAAAAGAAACAUUAUGCUAAUAUUGGAAAAACUUUAAGUGAAAGAGCUAUUAAUAGAGCACCCAUGAAUGGACAUUGUCAUCUGUGGUAUGCAGUUUUGUGUGGCUAUGUAUCUGAGUUUGAGGGUUUACAAAACAAAAUCAACUAUGGGCACCUCUUCAAGGAACAUCUAGAUAUAGCAAUCAAACUUUUACCAGAGGAACCCUUUCUAUAUUACCUCAAAGGGAGAUACUGCUAUACUGUCUCAAAACUGAGCUGGAUUGAGAAAAAAAUGGCUGCUACUCUGUUUGGAAAAAUACCAUCUUCAACUGUACAAGAAGCUUUACACAAUUUCCUUAAGGCUGAAGAACUCUGCCCUGGUUAUUCUAAUCCCAAUUACAUGUACUUAGCAAAGUGUUAUACUGAUCUUGAGGAAAACCAGAAUGCUUUGAAGUUCUGUAAUUUGGCAUUAUUGCUUCCUACUGUUACCAAAGAGGCCACACCAUGGAUGCUGUUUCUUCAGGAAAGACUUCCUUGACGCCUGCUGGCAAGAAAGCCCCUAUACUUUUCCUUGCUAUCAUUUCACAUAGUUAUUAUGUCAUUAUUAAUGUGAUUGUUCCAUGAAAGUAACAACCAGGUUUGUCUCAUUCAUCACUGUACCCCUAAUCCUGUGUAACUGCCUAGCAUAUAAUAAGCACUCAGUAAGUGUUGAUAGAAAGAACCAAGGCAUUAAUAUCGUACAAAUAAAAAUAAUAGUGUCAAUAGUAAUAAUAAAGAGGACUCCUAAUGAAUGUAAGAAGGCUAGACAUUGGAAGUAUUUCUGUAAUAAGCAAAAUAGUAUGAGCAAAUAUUUCUCACAUUGCAUUUUUCUCCUCAGUGAUGUCUCCAUUUGUAUUCUUAGGAAUUUUUUUCCAAGUAGUAAAGGUAUGUAAGGUAUAUUUCCAUUUCUUUUUCCAUGAGAAAAUAGGAUGAAGUGAGUUAUAUGUAAUACCCCUCCAUCUCUAUAAAGUUUUUUCAGAAUGAAAUAUACCCCAUUAGUGAUUUUGCUAACCAAGUUUAUUCAUUUCCAAAAUGUCUAGCAAUGCCACUAGUUACAAGAGGACAACCUAGCCAUCAGUUUACUCUCUCAUGUGAAAUUUCAUAAGAUGUUUGUUUCUUUCUUGUGGCAUUUAUAGCUUCUUCCUUGCAUUAUAGUCAUUUGUGGACAUGUCUUCUGUCCCCUAUUAGGGAACUCUCAGCUCAUCACACUGCUACUUGAUAUUGGGAGUGUCAGUCGUUUGGUCUCUAGAGCCCAGAUUCAAAGGUGUAAGCAGCUUUACAUUCCCAGAAUUUGAAACUACAGUAUUUUUAUUAUUCAUGUGGACUUUUCUUGACCCUAGGAAAGUAGUCUCAGAUCCUGAGAAACAUUUCUUUUUUAAAAAAGGGAUUUCUGUGUCUAAGACAGUGUGAGAAUGAUUGCUGAAUGAAAUAAUGACUUCACUGGCAACCUGAAAGUUGUUUGCCUGGAGGCAGUAUUAAAGUUCAUCAACGUGGAGCCUACUGAGAAAGCUCAAAUAUAAAAAGCAUUAUGUAAUGUUUUAUGAUAAGAGGUGCUAAACUGGUAAAGAAAAACCCAGAUUUUAAAAUUGCUGAAACAUUUUGAAAUGGCAUUAAUCACCUUUCUAAGACAAACAGACUCAUAGACUAGUAAAUCCAAUGUUACCAGAAACAAACCACAAAAAGAAGUGUACUCUGGGAGUGCUAAAAGUUAAGCGCACGUUAUAUUUAGCAAGUGGUAUAGUUGUCUUUGAAAUGGCCUGUUGAUUAAAGUUUUGAGCUGUAUUUCCAACCUGUUUUAUGAGUUGAGAAGCAUAACUCUCAUUGGUAACUGCUCUUAGUAACAAAAUCCUAAUUCUGCUUUAAAUGCUCUUUCUUAAUUAAGAUAUCAUAUUUGAUUAUGAUAUCUUGAAAACAUUGGUUUUCUGGAUAAGUUAUAAAACAGAAUUUGUAUCCAUUCACUCUGCCUUCCUGUUAUAGAAAUGCUACAGCUCAGGGUAAUAAAUGGGUCUCUUGUC
This is a messenger RNA of Pan troglodytes (chimpanzee), 3419 nucleotides long. RefSeq names its product regulator of microtubule dynamics 2 (gene RMDN2). The coding region runs from base 149 to 1903 and encodes 584 amino acids. Gene Ontology annotation, molecular function: microtubule binding. Lineage: Eukaryota; Metazoa; Chordata; Mammalia; Primates; Hominidae. Gene Ontology annotation, cellular component: mitochondrion; spindle microtubule; mitotic spindle pole. The transcript has 11 exons. The record is from RefSeq and is a predicted model, not a curated record.